AUGGAACACCGGCGCAACCGAAGCCUCGACAGUGACAGUCCGACCUCACCCAUCUCACGGUCUGGCAGCGCUCGCUUCCGCUCCCCCCUCUCCCUGCUCCGUCGCCAGGUCGCCGCCUUCCCUGUCGAGGGAUCCAGAUCCAACGAUGGCGAGAAACCGCUCCCCCUCAACCCCUUUGACCCACUGGCCGUUCGCACACCAUACCGUAAUCGCAGCUCGCGCGCGACCGCCGUCCAAGUCCAUGCGCCUAGUCACAUUUCCUCCUGUGCUGCUAGCCUCAGCGACCUCAACAGCGACAGCGACAGCGAAGAUACCAUACUCGACAGCUACCCCACCGCACCCUACGCCGCCGCACCGCUUAGACGGGUGUGGUCGGCGCCCGAUAUCGAGUGGCCCACCGCCAAGGCCGGCACCCUAGAUGUUGAGGACGAGGGCGAGGAUAUCACGUCGUUCAGCACAUCACAUGGGCGACCACUUGCGAUCCGUCAGUCGACCGAAGUUGGCCCGUUCCUCCGAUCUCCCUCUCUCAUCCGCCAACCUACCAGGCGCACGCCCACACCCGCGCCCACACCCACGCCCACGCCCACGUCCACGCCCGUCACCUUGCCGGUGCCGGUACCCACACCCCCACCGAAGCAUAUCGCGCACAUCAUCGCGCCCUCGCCGAUCUCUCCAACUUCCGCCCGCCCUCGGCCCUUGUCCCUCGUCGGCCUCCCAGUCGAGAUCGAAGUUCCCGUCCUCCCGCGCAGCGAACCAUCACCUCUCCGGCGCUCACACGCAAUUUCGCGCCGCCCUUCACCGACGAUGCAAGCGAGCGACCAAGAGUGUUCGGUCGCACAAACAGCUCGCCCACAGUCCGUAUCACUCACCGCUAACCCCCGAACGGUCUCCGCUUCCCGCAAGGGGCACACGUACUCCCAGAGCCUGUCCGUCCAUAGCUCCGGGCCAAUUGUAAGCAACUCGCCCCAUCCGGGCGCUCACAAAAGCCUUCCACCGCCGGCCCCGCACGCCCAGACGUUCUUUCCGCGCCGGUAUUCUUACACGAUGUUGGAACGUAGUGCUGCAGAGCAGAGCCAUCGCCCUGGGCCGUCACCCAUGGCGAUGCGCUCAGCUACGGCUGCGGCGGUGGUGUGGGCGGCCAGCGAAGCGGCAACGUAUACUCACGUGCUGCUGCGUGCGAGUGCGUUGGCGCAGCACCUCGCCGACCGCAGAGUUAAGAGCGCAACGGUCUGCGCGAUGCUUGCGUUUCUGAACGCCAGACCCGACGAUCCGUGGCAGUUGUCUGUGCUGCUCAACGGCUUGCAAUGGGCACUGUUGGAGGACGGCAUCGUAGGCGGACUCGGGAGCCUUCUCGACCGUCUCCUUUUCCAUCUCUCGGCAGCCCGCGGCUUCUCGAAACUCUUCACCACCCACUUCAUAAUGCGGCGAACCUGCACCUUGUGCGGUGCAGAUACGCAUUCCACCACCAUAGCCUGGGCGGCUCCCUACAUUGACGCCUCGGUCACGGGUGUACGUCCCAUCGACGCCGUGUGUCGAACGUGCGGGACCACGGCACACUUUGAGCGGUGGGGGCCAGCCGCACACAGGCCACUCCUCCUCAUCGAGCCUAACAAGUACGUGAUUGAGAAGAUGGUCGAUCGUGGAGCUGGGGUCGAGUGGGCGUUGGUGGGGGCUGCGGUCCCCGUCGAUCGGGGGUUGGGGUUCAUCGCGAUGGAGGGUCCGUGGACACUCUUCAAGGGGGCAGAGCGUGUGGCGGUCGACUUGAGGCAGCCGGUGCCGAGCGUGUUUGCUCUGUACCAGCGGGUCACCGUGUAG
Messenger RNA from Cutaneotrichosporon cavernicola, 1815 nucleotides. RefSeq lists its product as uncharacterized. The record is from RefSeq and is a predicted model, not a curated record. NCBI's taxonomy places the organism in Eukaryota, Fungi, Basidiomycota, Tremellomycetes, Trichosporonales, Trichosporonaceae. The transcript has 2 exons. Bases 1 to 1815 code for a protein of 604 amino acids.